Fulvia fulva is the source of this 999-nucleotide messenger RNA. RefSeq lists its product as uncharacterized. The transcript has 3 exons. The record is from RefSeq and is a predicted model, not a curated record. Lineage: Eukaryota; Fungi; Ascomycota; Dothideomycetes; Mycosphaerellales; Mycosphaerellaceae. Bases 1 to 999 code for a protein of 332 amino acids.
AUGACACGAUUCACGCUCACAGCAGUGGCAGCUGCAAGUCUCGCUGCUACCACAGCAGCACAAUGCGGUGACCCAGCAGCAGCGCGGUGUGGUCCUCCCUGGGGAGCAAUAGGAGGAGGAGGAGCAGGCCCAAACGACGACUCCCUAGCUAUCACCGACGCCAACCGCAAUCCCACUAGCACGAGUUCCGUGGAAUUCAACUUCAGACAUCGAGCCCAAACAGGCGGACAAACAAGCGAAACGUGGCGCUGGACAGUAAACAUCACAGACCUCAGCACCGACCUCCUCAAUGGCACCAGUCUCACCACACCCGAGGAUGGUUCAGACUCUCACUUCGUCAAUACUGUCACUCUCACGAACAAUGCUACCGAUCGAGAAGGCGGCGAGCUCUGCUUCACCAUCCUCGACCUACGGACUCUGCCCUACAACGUCUCGAACGCAUACCAGGAAUCCGACGCAGGCGACUGUAGCAACGCGCUAGGCUCCGAGUGCGUCCAAGCAUACCUCAGCAGUCUGAGCGGCAGAAGCGGUCAAUGCGCAACGCCUCGCGGUCCAAACUCGAUCCCAGCAUGUGCCAGCACUCUAGCCACAGUAUCAUGCUUCGGCUCCUUCACAGCAAGCCUCGGCAACAGCACCUCCUCCACCUUCUUAAACUUCACAGACCGCAGCAGGUAUCCCAUUCUCAGCGGCGACGCUUUCUACUUCCACUCCACCGCCAGCCUGCCCGGUGGCAACAACACUUUUUACGAGGAAGCGGGGCAGGAGUUACAGGCGGUCGUGAUCAGUGGUGCUGCGAGGGAGAUGAUGUGUCAGAAAGUUAACAAGACUGAUGCUGCGGUGCCGACGAGGACGGAGGCUUGUGCUGAGGAGACGUCGAGGACUGGGUCAGGUGGCGGAGCUGUGAGUGCGACGCCGACAGGUGCGGCGAAUGUGGUGAAGAGCCUGACGUGGAGUGGUGCGAGUGUGGGUGGGUUGAUGGUGUUGUUUUCGUUGUUGUAG